UCCUCAGUCUCGCGUCACCCGAUUGGUCGUACAGAGGUGCGAUACGACGUUUCGGCUUUUGCUACGUACGUCAUCGGAGACGACGUUCGCCGUCCCGACGCUCUAUAGGGCUACAGAGACGCGUCGAUGUAAACAUUUACCGGCCCGAUAACGUUUCUUCUUUUGGUGGAUGUUUUGUGGUUUAAUUUUUUUUUUGAUAAUUAUACAAGUGGUGUUUUGUUUGCAUUUUUUUUAUUUUUUGGAUUUAAUUAGGGAGUUCGGCGAUAUCAGAGUUGCCGCGUAUCCCAUCCUACCGACUGUCUCUACUGCCAUGUGAACAUUCACCCUCACACUCUAUAAAAGUAAAACCAAUUUAAAACGUCCAAAAAAAUCCCCAUGGCAACGAACAUAGUCACCGAAUGGCUAAAAUCUCUUCGCUUGGGCCAGUACUCCGAAAGUUUCAUAGACAACGGCUAUGACGACCUGGAAAUCUGCAAACAAAUCGGCGAUCCAGACUUAGAUGCCAUCGGGGUAUUUAAUCCCUCGCACAGGGGUCGGUUGUUGCAAAGUGUACGUACUUUACGCGAAGAGGGCGCUGCUAGCGUCUAUUUUAGCCUUGAAGAAGCCGAGAAAUCAGUUACGUUAGCUACGGAGGAAGCCUCCCUGUCGGAUCAGGCAUUUUUAGUAUCUGCACAGCAGAAUGACGCGGACAGGCACAGUACUGGAUCCAGGACGUCGGGAAAUGAGAAAAUUAAUCCCAGUGCGCCCAUGGAGGAGGUUUCCAGGUAUCUGGAUGAGUACGAGGAGGGUAAGGCGGAACUUGUUAAGAUACCGAGGAUGCAGCUUAAAGGGUUAUUGAAGGAGAAGCUGGGACAGGAUGGGGUGAAGUUAAGUCUGCAACCAUAUUCGACACAGGAUGGAGAACGAGGUUACUUGGAAGGCCUGGCAUCACGUUAUGCAGAUCUCUUUUCCACACAUUACGGAGAUGUUCUCGGGCACUUAGAAGACCUGAGGAAGGCGGAAGUAGCCGAAACGUCCGUCAAAGAGAAACAACAUCCGCUGGAAUCGAAUAACGUUAGUAAUAAUGUGGUGCAGGGCAUGACUACAUCACAAAGCCAGCCUAUUUAUGUUCCUGGAAAAUACCUGCCUUCCAGUUGUCUCUCGCAUAAAGAGGAAGACGACAUAUACGGAUUCACCGGCACUGUUUUCAAGCCAACUCAAAUAGCCCUUCCACAACAGCCUCAAAGGAUCAUUGGAGCUCACAUGACUCAACCGUUAUUAUCACAGCAGCAGCAUAAUUAUCAAACGUGCUUAAGCCCUCGGUCAGCCUACUUCUAUGAGUUUCCUCCCAACGAACAAGGAUACGCGAACACAACAAAAAAGAAAAAUACAUUUCAAAGGAUUCAGAGGAUAUUUAAGACUGCACAUAGAAAAGAAAAACACGGAUCCAGUUCUCCCAGGCAUGGCAGGGCGGUUACUACAAAAGGUGUCCCUCAAAGGGUGGACACACCAGACAGCGUCUUGCAGUCCGGCUUGGGUUUAACCGAUCUGGGUCAACAUGCGGUGUUACGUUCGAUGGUGGAUCCUUUGGAUUACGACAGGCUACGACAUUUACAAAUGAACGGUGGAGCUCCCAAUUCAUUCGAGGAAACGAUAUAUAAGCUGAAAGUUCAGGAGGCGAUGAGGAAAAGGGAGAAAUUCACCAAGGAACACGAGGAGAUUUUACGAGACAUAAAACAGGGUUUAUUGCAGUUAGGAAAGGAAGGAAUAAGAGGUCCAAUGACCUCAGACGAUACGUACAUGUACGACGACGAUGUCCGAAUGUUAGCGCCUGCAGGUGUUGCCCACCCUCACGACCUCCGAUUGGGCCACUGGUACGACGAACCCCCAUACGAAAGUGACCCGGAAGAUUUUUUAAUGGGAGGAGGUGGGCAGGCAACAAUCCAGAAUGGAAGAGUAUGUUUUACGCUAAACGUACGUCCAGACCAAAAAAAUGGCGAGGGUGUAAUAUCUUUGCGCAGUGCAGGUGACAUUUCGCUACCUACCGCCCAUUGUCAGACUCCUAGGCGGGGUCUGAUUUUGCCUAGAGAGGCGGGAUAUCCGCCCACGAUCAUACCACUUAGGUCUUCCAAAGAACGCGAAAGUGGCGACUACGCAAGCUCAGACGUUCAGAGCGUAAGCUCUCGCCUAUCCACCUUGUCCAUGGACACUAGCAGAUCAGAAAUUAUGGAGAUGACUAGCAUGAUAUCUCCACAGUACUAUACCCCUCUGGAGAGUAACAAAGGCAGGCAUUUCAGAAGGAGCCAUAAUUAUCCGAGAAGUGAGGAUGGCCUCUCCCCUAGCCAAAGUUCAGACUAUGAAGAUCAGGAAGAAUUCAGUAAUUGCAGUCAGCAGCAGAUUGCUACCGUCCAUGUGUCUAGCGAUGGAAGAUCAUCAGGGGUGUCCAGCCUAGUAGGAAAAGUCCGUGGACUAAGAGAAGACGUCCAAAGAAAAAUCUCAAGACUCAAAGGGGAGGAGCAGCGAGUUUCCCAAGAACAAACUCACACAUUCUCUGCUAGUUCCGUUGAAAGUAUUCCAAGUGGUUCUGGAUCGAGUACACAAGCUUUAGUAAGGGCUGGCAGCAACCAUAGCUCCAUAUCAAAUGAAGACGUGGAGCCCAGCCCUACAGAACAGAUCAUCGGAAGGGCUAAAGCACUCGUAGAUCAGAUUCCUAGUCCAUAUGAUAAGGAGGCUCUCAAAUUCAAGGCUGGUGAUAUAAUCGAUAUACUCUCGAUGAAUGCAAAUGGGCAAUGGAAAGGAAUCUCCCAUGGCAAAAAGGGAACUUUUAAGUUUAAAAACGUUGAACUCCUUAGUGAAAGAACUGUCAAGCUGAAAAAAGACGCCAAAUGGGUUAAAACCUUUAAAGGUCGACCUAUAUCUGUGCAAGAUCUAUUGCAAAAAAUUGGCUUAUCCGAAUAUGUUUCUGUGUUCAUCCUAAACGGUUACGAAGACCUGGAACUGUUUAAGGAAAUCGAACCGUCUGACAUGGAUUACUUGGGCAUAGUAAACGGAGAACAUCGGGCAAAGAUUUUAACUGCAGUGCAGUUUCUUCAUGAACUUGAUUCUGGAAGCGACUUGGACAUAGCAGGAUCAAGUAGCGAGAACGACGAUCAGCGACAACAGCGCAAACCGUUUGGCAGACGUCAUACGUCAAGGGAUUCGGGUUGUUAUGACAGCCACAAGAGGGCACACGUGUCUCCUCAGUCAGACGUAAGCGAUCAGGGCGACAAAAAUAAUCUGGACUCGGUGGUCGAGCAGUGUAACAACGAGAUUCUGGCUAGGGUGCGACAGGCGCAGAAAAAUCAAUUGAACGUCAAGGGUGGUGCAGAGUACGAAAUGAGUAUGCAUCAGGCAACGACGGACCUCAAAGUCAAAGACUCGUACGUCACGUUGCAUGGGCAAACGUCACUUCUGGACCCGGUCAAGAGGAAUUUGAUCAGUAGGAAGAAAACGGUGGAGGACUCGUUUGAUGAGAAGUUUUCUUCUGUAAAGUACGUUGUUAACUCGGAGCUUUGCGAGCAAGGGUCCUUAACAAUUUUGGGCAAAAGUUGCCUCAGUGAAAAAUCGAGCGACAGCGGUGUGAGCAGCAGCUCACUCUCCUCCACCUUGAAAGAGAGAGACAACCGUCCAAUAGGGGGAUAUCAACAUGUAGAACGAAGCAAUAUUUGUGCCAACCUGUCCAGUACUGCCAAUAAACGAACAUAAUCAAAAUGACCUUAGUUAAUAUAAUUGUUUAUGUAAUAAGUUGUUUUUUGUGACGUCAUCCCUCUUGAUCAUUCCACCACAAUAAUAUAUUUUCUUAAUAUAAUAUAAUAUACAGAAAUGGGAAAGCCACAUGAAGCAGCUUGGAUAAAAGAUGGACUUUUUUUAAAUAUUUAUUUAAAUAAGUAUGUUUAAAAAAUAAAUAAAUGUUUUAGUAAUAAAUUUUCGUGAUAGUAGAUGAA
This is a messenger RNA of Anthonomus grandis grandis, 3962 nucleotides long. RefSeq lists its product as uncharacterized. Bases 376 to 3723 code for a protein of 1115 amino acids. NCBI's taxonomy places the organism in Eukaryota, Metazoa, Arthropoda, Insecta, Coleoptera, Curculionidae. The transcript is spliced from 18 exons. Gene Ontology annotation, molecular function: protein binding. The record is from RefSeq and is a predicted model, not a curated record.